GUUGAACCACGGCGGCCAUGUUCCCUGCUGCCUGUUCCGGUAUCUAGCUGCAGCACAGGCAGCGUUGGCUUUGGGGCGCAGUACCGUCUUACUCAACGACCCAAGAAGUUGUCCUACUCUGAAGAUAAAUUUAACGAAACCGGAAUGUAGAGUUUAACCAUUUUUAAUCUGCUUUUUUUAAAAAAAAAGCCGGUUAUCUACCCGGCCACCCCUUUCCACUGCAACAUUUGAACGACCUUAUUCGGCUUAGCUGCGCAGCCGGGAAAAGAACGACUUUUUGGGGAUUGUUGAGCUACUUUGCCGUCUCGGAUUAAUUAGCCAACUAGCAUCUAGCUAACAACCUCUCGACUCGACAACAGGAUAGUCAAUUCCUCGGACCGCAACACUGAAGGAUAGCUAGCCACCUAUGAUUACGACCGUUUAUUUUUUUCCGAGCGUGGGGGAUGGGAGUUUCUGAUUUCAUACGCUAGUUAGCUGUAUUUGUUUUCAUUUUCUUCAUCAAACGAAGGUCAAUCAAGUCUUGUCCGGCCUAAACUGAAUCCCCGGACUCGAGUUGAAUGCUGAUAUUGGAAACAAAUUCGGUCGUCGCCUCACCAACCUGACAACCCAUCCACUUGUUGGCUAGUUGCGGAAUUCUCUCCCUCCCUGUCCCAAGACGAGGGACUGACGAGUGGCUCCAAAUGUAACCAAGAGGACAUUAUAUUCGAACCCACCCGAAAUAUUUUUUUUGGAACGUUAUUGGUUCGCUAGUUCACGCCAUCAGCUAGUAAUUUUGUAACGUCGCCGAGGUAGUUAGCUAACCAGCUAUCUAGCCAUAUGACUAUUUUCACUGACGGUUGAAAAACUUUUGACCCCCCUUUUCCCUUUAGAUACGGACACGUACUUCUAAUGAGGGAUUCAACUUGUUGAUUGUUGUAGGUAGCUAGCUAAUGGCUAGCUAGCUAUUUUGACUUUUUUUUUCUUUCGACGAACAUUGAAGACAUAGGUGCAUAACUGACAACAGCAGCCUUAAAUGUGCGUCGGAUUCUGAAUGGUUUUGUGUCCCUCCGUCCCCUUUUUCUGGAGGAUCCCGUAAAAUGUCAACCCGGCCGCCAUUGUUAACAGUCAUUGAAAAUUCGUCCAGCCAGUCUCACUCGGAGUCCAAGGCGGCGGAGCGUCCCAGCAUGCCGCGGUGCCGGAACUCGGUCGCCACGACGGCGGACGAGCAGCCGCACAUCGGCAACUACCGGCUGCUGAAGACCAUCGGCAAGGGCAACUUCGCCAAGGUGAAGCUGGCCCGGCACGUGCUCACCGGGAAGGAGGUGGCAGUGAAAAUUAUAGAUAAGACUCAGCUGAAUUCCUCCAGUCUCCAGAAGGUGAGUUCAUGA
Molecule: messenger RNA, 1367 nt
Organism: Anguilla rostrata (American eel)
Lineage: Eukaryota; Metazoa; Chordata; Actinopteri; Anguilliformes; Anguillidae
Product: serine/threonine-protein kinase MARK2-like
Exons: 3
Coding region: 1077-1367 (96 amino acids)
Biological process (GO): protein phosphorylation; intracellular signal transduction; microtubule cytoskeleton organization
Cellular component (GO): cytoplasm
Molecular function (GO): protein serine/threonine kinase activity; tau-protein kinase activity; ATP binding
Source: RefSeq, a predicted model, not a curated record